Symbiodinium sp. CCMP2456 is the source of this 900-nucleotide messenger RNA. The record is from the annotation of a GenBank genome assembly. Lineage: Eukaryota; Dinophyceae; Suessiales; Symbiodiniaceae.
AUGGACCGGAAGCGACGCCGUCUUGAUAGAUGGAUGCUUCUCGCAGCUGCAGCUGUCAGUGCAUUUCCCGCGUUGUCAUGCACCAGGCUUGCUGCGAGAAGCUUGGCGCUGGUUUCGGCAGAUGCUGCGCAGGACUCGCAGCCUGCCGAGGCAGCGGCCAGCGCGCCGAGCGCGCCGAGCGCGCCGAGCGAACAGAGCGCCGUCGCCAACGUCUUGGGCACUGUGGAGGCGAGUCUGCAGAGCGUCCGGGAACAAGUGGCGGCUGGUCAUGUGAUGCCUAAAUAUGGCGAGUAUGCCCAGUCUGUCUUGGACUCCGCUGUGAAGCAGGUUGGCUCUGGUGGUACAGAGAUCGGGAGAAGUGUGGAUGCCAUGUUGCAGAACCUUUUCCUGCAGCAGCUGGUGUUGUUGCGGCAGCAGACUGCGGCCAAAUUCCUCAAAGCCUCCCGACCGGCUGAGGCUGUUUCCCAGGCAGAUCAGCAGUUCGUCUCCCAGGCCGAGGAGCUGAAGAGACCGGGCAGUUCUUGGAGCUACAGCGAGGACCGCUAUGCUUUGAGAGCUGUCCUCGAGGGCAGCUAUAGACGAGAUGCUGCUUUUAGAGAUGAGGAGGCGGAGGCUGUGAAGUCUCAACAGAAUACUGUUGAGAUCAUCAGCAGGUUGCAAAGCCAGAUGGAGAACUUGCAGAUGCGGUUGCAGCACAUGCGUGCUGGCCAACCGUGGUUCUUGUCGAGCUCGUACAGGAUUCCAGGAACGCCAGUGACCAUGAUCGGUCGCUUUCAGCAGGGUCGUGCGAGCAUCGAGUUGAACCUCUCCCCAGACAGGGACCCCGUGACCGCGGAAGCUGGAUUUGUUCGAGGUGUUGGACCGGCCAACCUGGGUGUGAGUGCCAAUUUUGGCCUUUGA